UCGUCUUGGCACUGCCGGUGCGACUGCCCCUCCUGCGAAGACAUCCAAACCUCCUUCCUCCCCAGAGACUUGUCUGCCUUCAUCUGUCACACAUGCUCACAUAACCUGACAACUCUCUCGCUCCUGCCAAGCACCCUGAACCAUGAAUCCCUUCUUGCUUCAAACUAGAUCCCUGUGCCAUUGAGACCACCCAUUUCAUCCAAAUCAAUCUUCUUGCGUCCCCACCCUCUCUUACCAUAGUCACCAGUAUGCCACCUCGUCCUCACGAUCCCUUCAAUGAUGCGCCGCGUCGUCCCACAUCACGCGCCACCAGCCACUUGCUCCAUCCAACACAUGCUUCCGGAGGCCAUGCCUUGCGCGCCAACUCGGCCGCACGCAACCUCUUUGCGCCUACACUCUCACGACGACCCACUACCACUAAUCCACCUCCGAUGCAUCUGAAUGAACUUGUCCUCGAAGACUCGGAUGAUGCGGAAGACAGGUUAAGCAGGCGUGCAGCAGCUGCUGGCAGGGCGACCCGGACCCGACGGCCGAGGGCUGCCACCGAAACAACAAUCGAGCCGGACGAUGGAAAUGAGCCUGAUCCGACAAGGGAUAUGGUGCUAAGAGACGAAAGGGGUCACUAUCUACACGAAGUUCCUGCUCUAGGAGAGCAGAUCAAUGGCGCAGAUGAAGAAGAUCUUGAAGAUCAACGACGUCUGACAGCUCUCGUGCAAGAGUACUGGGCGUCUGGAACUGCUGCUGGCGGAAGACACAGCAAAAGAUGGGAUGACAAUGAAAUCAUGUCAAGGCUACGAGACUCUGUGGGCAAGACACUGAUGGAAGAGCAAUGGAAAUACGAGCCUAGCGAUUACAUGAAGGCACUGUUGGUCGAGAAUCACGGUCGUGUCUAGUGCCCCUCUUUGCUGUGUUUAUCGUCUCUAUCAAGACUCUUGAGCUUAUUCAUCUAUCCAGGAUCAAGUCAAGAAGAGGCGG
Aureobasidium subglaciale EXF-2481 is the source of this 975-nucleotide messenger RNA. RefSeq lists its product as uncharacterized. The transcript is spliced from 3 exons. Lineage: Eukaryota; Fungi; Ascomycota; Dothideomycetes; Dothideales; Saccotheciaceae. The coding region runs from base 249 to 893 and encodes 214 amino acids. The record is from RefSeq and is a predicted model, not a curated record.